ACUUCCCUCACCAGACAUCAGCCAGCAACACAAGCGAGCACAGCUCCCUCUCUCUCUCUCUCUGUCUCUGUCUCUCGGUCUCUCUCUCUCCUCCGUCUCUCUCUGCAGCUGCAGCACAUCCAGAGACCACAGAGAGACCCACAACAACAACAACAACAACAACAACAAGAACCACAACGAGCCUGGCUUCAGACGCUGCUGCUGGCACCUGGAUCCACAUCGAGCCCACAGAAGGAUCCGGAGCAGGAGAGACGCGCUGCAACAAAAGACCCUCCAACAAAACAAAAAAAGAGAGAGAGAAAAGCCCGGGAUCUUACAGCUGUGUUAAAAGCUUUUUGAAAUCGACUUUUAUAUUUUUGGUUGGCAUUUUAAAAUCUGGUGAUCGAUUUUCUUCUCCGUCGUGCCACAAUGUCCGAGGUGCUGCCAUACAACGAGGGGAAGAUGAGCGGGUACGGGGCGGACAGCGAGGUCAGCCAGAUGUCCUUUAGCUGCGGACUGCAGGACACAAGCGCCUUUUUCGCCUCGUCGCAGGCGAAAAGACCCCCAAAGCUCGGACAGAUCGGCCGAGCCAAGAGAGUGGUCAUCGAGGACGACCGAAUAGACGAGGUCCUGAAGGGGAUGACAGACAAGUCUUCACCCGGCGUCUAAAAGCCGCCCCCCCCGACCUUCCUCCCACCUUACCAACCCUGGACGAUGCCUUGCGAGACUUUUUUAAUUUUUGAUCACCGAUUCGAAAGCACUUGUCGGGGCUGUGCAUGUUCGAGGAUUUUUUUUGUGCGCGGAGAGGAGGAAAGAGAGAGGAGACAAAAAAAUCGACGGCACGGAGGGAAAAAAAAAAACCACAGAAGCGACGACGGGAUGACUGGAGAGUGAAGAGGGAUGGAAAGAAGCGAAGAGAGAGAAAAGAAAGGGCAUAAAAGGACGGGGCGGGAAAAAAAUGGAGAAGAUGACUUUAAAGAGAAGGGGAGAAAUGAAGGGAUGGAGAGGAAGGAAGAAAGAAAGAGAGAGAAAGAGACUCUGGAAGAGACCAAGAUUUAUCACGGGAUUUGCUGGCAAUUCUCCAAAUGAAUCCCGAUUUUAAAAACGACUGCUGCGCCAGCACGACGUUGAGAUGGCGGACACACACACACACACACACACACACACACACACACACACACACACACACACACACACACACAUGCACGCACGCACACACACACACACACACACACACACACACACACACACACACACACACUGCUCUGUAUCUCAACCUCUGCUGACUUUAAAUGAUGGAUGAACUCGUCAUUAACUUCACGACCAUCUUCUUCUUCUUCUUCUUCUUCUUCUUCUUCUUUUUUGUUUUUUUUUUCUUUUCCAAAAGCGCUGUAAGCAACACAAAUACUGCAACUGGAGGCUGAAGCUUAAAAACAAACUCCCAGCCCUAUUUCAAUAAGUUGUACAGUAGGUAGGCUCUAAGCUCCCAGAGACACCACCACCUCCUCCCCCUUCCUCCCCUUCCUCCCCACCUCCUCCUCCUCUUCUUCCUCCUUUCAGGCUUUGCUUUGUUGAUUCAGUCAGCGACGGUGCAUUCAAGGGGAGCUGUCCUUUUCAGCACUGGUCCAACGCAUUCCUGUUGCUGCUAAACGCUUUUUUUUUUUUUUUUUUUUUAAGAAGAAACAAAAAGACACAGACCAACCAAACUCUCGAGUCUGCUUCAUAGAGGAGACCCAUUGUAUGUAAAAAAAAAAAACAACAACAAAAAAAAAAAAGAAAAAAAAAGAAAAAAAGAAACAUAUUAUCCGAGGAUGGUGCAAUGUUAAUAUUUUCUGUAGUAGAGCCCCGUUUGUUUGGUUGUUUUUUGGCCCUUAAAGAGCACUAAAGGCCACACAGUUUGAAACUGAACCACAGGCUACAGACUUCUUCUUCUUCUUCUUCUUCUUGCUUCACCCAUCAGUGGUUAACGGUGCAGGUUGGCACCCUUCAUGUAGCUGAUUUCACACAGCAGGCACAUAUCUUUAUAUUUUUCUCUCCCCCACCCCCUCUAUUUUUAUUUUUUUAUUUAAUCAGAUAUCUACAGAGGCCAGCAGAGAGAGAGAGAGAGAGAGAGAAGACGUGGAGAUUAUAAGUAAAUGUUUAAAACACAGUAGUCAUGUAAUUUGAUGAGGGAAUGAUUAUUUAACAAAAUAUAUAUAUAAGAUAAUCUUUAAUUAAUCGAGCAAAAUGUCUUUUUUUUCUUUUCUUUGGUGUUCGGUCCCUCUUAUGAGUUGAUCUUUCUCCAUCUACUUUGCAUGAACUCUCACUCCGGUGCCAACACAGGUGCCACACUACUCUUAACCCUGGCACGCUUGUUUUUAAAACAAACAAACGAAAUUGAAAAAAAAAAAAAGAAGUCAUAUUUGUAUUUUUAUAUCUACAUAUUUGUUAUUUAAAAAUGAUAUGCUAGUCUAUCGUCUUACAGUUCAUCAACAGAGAUAUUUCUACUACUUCAGAGCGGAUAUUGGGAAUGAGACGAGGCUUCACGCAGGCAGAGGCGGAUCUAAGAGAUUUUUUCGGUCUGGACUGGUCUCGUUCUAUAUCAGACGUCGGACGUUUUUUAAAGACUAACUGAAUGUGUCUGGGGUUUUUUGCACACAUCAAUGUUAAACUAUUAUUAAGAAAAAUCGUAUACUGUGACUUGAGCUUCGUUGAUGAAAUUUGUUAGAAAAAUGGCAGUUUUAGAGUAUAUUGCACUGUUUACGAGUAUCCUCAAAUAACACGUUGUUAUUUGACCGACUUUGGACAUUACAGUUUUUUUUUUGUUUGUUUUUUGUUUUUGUUUUGUUUGUUUGUUUGUUUUUUAAUUCUGUUCAUUUUGUACCAUUAUUUUAAAGAAAACUGGAUAUGGUUUGUUGUGCAUGAAACCUUAAUAUUUUCAAUAAUGAAACAUCGUUUUAUGAAGCAAAAAAGCAACAAAAAUGUCAUGACAUUCUAAGAAUGAGUCAUUGUAUAUUAUGAUGCCAUUUUCACUGUAUUUGGUGAAUUAAUAAAUGGUGAUAGAAAACGUUAA
Messenger RNA from Acanthopagrus latus (yellowfin seabream), 3031 nucleotides. It is a transcript of the gene camk2n1a, whose product is annotated as calcium/calmodulin-dependent protein kinase II inhibitor 1a. The transcript is spliced from 2 exons. Gene Ontology annotation, biological process: negative regulation of protein kinase activity. Lineage: Eukaryota; Metazoa; Chordata; Actinopteri; Spariformes; Sparidae. Gene Ontology annotation, molecular function: protein kinase binding; calcium-dependent protein kinase inhibitor activity. Bases 409 to 648 code for a protein of 79 amino acids. The record is from RefSeq and is a predicted model, not a curated record.